AGAAAUUAUUUUAACCGUCUAUAUUUAGUUUCUAUUUUUUUCGUUGUAUAUUAUUUUAUUUUAUAAUGGAUACUCAACCAUCUACUCCUCCUCAUGAGCAUACGUGCAGUACGCCUCCACCAAGUCCGGAAAACUCAUCUUUAUUCAACGAUCUUCCGGGAAGAUCCCAAGAUUUCGAUUUUUUAAAAAUCGAGGAAGUAUCUAACGAUCUGAAAUCGAAAACCGAAUCCCAAAAAAAUGAUUUAAAAGAGAACAAGAAAAUUGAAUCGGGUGAACUUCAAAGCGGUUCAGAAUUUCAGGAAAAUAAAAUAAAUCAUUCAUCAUCUUUAUCCACCGAUUUAAAACAACCUAAAAUCCGUUUCAUUCUACAGCGGCCGCCGCUUCAAGAAAUUAGUGAAAGUUUCCCAUGGAUUCCGGCUCCGACCCCUAUUGUAAAAUUUUUAGAAUGAAUGUAAAUAUAAAGUUCUCUGAUUUCUAAUGUUGUUGGGAGAAGAAAGAACAUUUUAUAUACUUGUACAUAUAUAAUAAACAUAACUAGCCAAA
Messenger RNA from Rhizophagus irregularis DAOM 181602=DAOM 197198, 543 nucleotides. RefSeq lists its product as uncharacterized. The record is from RefSeq and is a predicted model, not a curated record. Lineage: Eukaryota; Fungi; Glomeromycota; Glomeromycetes; Glomerales; Glomeraceae.